Molecule: messenger RNA, 2540 nt
Organism: Myxocyprinus asiaticus (Chinese sucker)
Lineage: Eukaryota; Metazoa; Chordata; Actinopteri; Cypriniformes; Catostomidae
Product: zinc finger protein 724-like
Exons: 4
Coding region: 229-1341 (370 amino acids)
Biological process (GO): central nervous system development; regulation of transcription by RNA polymerase II
Cellular component (GO): nucleus
Molecular function (GO): DNA-binding transcription factor activity, RNA polymerase II-specific; RNA polymerase II cis-regulatory region sequence-specific DNA binding
Source: RefSeq, a predicted model, not a curated record
GUGAAGGUGUCUGCAAAACAUUGAUUUGUAGACUGGAGUGAAGAAAUAUCAGUAAAUAAACAAAUGUCACGUGAAUACAGCAAUGAAGGGAUAAUAGUGCUUACAGUGUCAAUGAAUAAAAUUAUUUUAAUGUGUCAUUAAAUUACAUUUUACUAACGUUUGAUCAAGCCGAUCAGAUAAUAAACAGUGAGUUUGUGUUGAUCAGAUCAAAGCUGAUAAACUAACGCCAUGUCCAAACUCGAGCACCUGAACGCCAAGGUCGCCAAACUACUGACGGUCGCAGUUCACGAAGUUCUUGAGAUUGUGAAAGAGACCGUCACACAAUAUCAGGAGAAAACCGCGAGAACUCAGCGAGAAAAUGAGCGACUGCGCGUGAAACUACGAGAAGCGUUGGAGAAGUUGGCAAAAGAGAGAGACGUUUCCAGACAUGCUGCUGUGUCCAGAUCAUUUAACUGCGUUUCUCAGCAUCAGAUGAACAAGCUCUCACACUUGAGCUCAAACUCAACUCAGACUGAAACACAGAGCGACUGCAGUCACAUGACUGAUCCAGAGACAGUGUGUGACCUCAGUGUCGCUCUGACGUUAGCCGGAUGUCAGAAGACGGUUUCUGAGAGCAGACCAGUUUCAAACGACAGCACACCUGCAAAAGUUAAAUGCAACAAAGGCACUGGUUCACUCAGCACUCUGAAAUGGACACGACACGUUUCACAUGGAUCAAACACAUCAUGUGCAGUCAGCAAGCCAGACGUUACCAUUAAGCACAUUAAGAAAGAAUGUGAUGCUACUGAGAACAUUUCUACACAAACGCAGCUUCCUCAAAGCAGCUAUGACUUUGCGGAAGACCCGAGUGUCUCCAUGGCUAAACAGGAGCCUGUUGCUUCAGGUCCAAAAUCAACCAAUGAAUCAAGUGACUAUGGACUGGUGUUCAUCCACUCAGGUCACAAUAUGCACGGAAGGCAGGAAGAUGGGAGGGGUGUCCGCUCGACUCCUCAAUGUGAAGAGCAUCAUGUUUGUUUGGUUUGUGGCAAGACAUUCAGCCGCGUGGGGAACCUGCAGAUACAUCAGAGGUGCCACACCGGAGAGAAACCAUACCGCUGCCUGACAUGUGGCCACUGCUUUAGUCAAGCUGGAGACCUGAAGAAACACAAGCGCAUUCACACGGGGGAGAAACCGUAUUGCUGCCUGACAUGUGGCCGCUGCUUUAGUCAAGCUGGAGACCUGAAGAAACACAAGCGCGUUCACACGGGGGAGAAACCAUACUGCUGUACUCAGUGUGGGAAAAGCUUUAGCAGAGGAGAGAACCUCAAACGCCAUCAGAAGAUUCACAUCGGAGAAAUAUAACAUCUCCAGCAAACGGAGAAAUCCGCAGAAAAACUAGUGUUGACAGCAAUAUAAAUGAAAGACCCCAUGAAAUGAAAAUCAGAGUUUUGUGUAUGCUAGUGUGCUCCUGAACACAUUUAGCAGAUAAACACAUUUAUUCAAAUGUGGAUUAUUUAAUAUAAUGUAUACACAUUUUUGUCAAAUAAAAUGAUCUUGUAGAUUGACCUUCAGCCUCUGGCUUGCAAAGUAGCAAAUCGUGAUCUUGCUGAGAUGCGACGUAAAACUAAAAAUAUUAGCUAAUUACAAAAAAGGGACAAGCCCUGUGAUAUUUAUCACCCUAACUUCCUGUUUCAUUAGGAAAUAUGACAAUAUUGGAAAGAAAUUUAUGUUUGUCAGAUCUUUGUAUGGGGUCUUUAAAUAAAGGCAUUGGAUAAAUAUGAAUAAAGCAGUACUGUAUCAUUAAAAUAGACUGUGACUGCAGGAUUUUUUAAUGAAGUGCUUAUCAUCAUUCAUUUCUUCUUCUUCUUCUUCUUCUUCUUCUUCUUAUUAUUAAUUCCAUAGCAAUAAGGUCAAUUGAAUGUGAUUGCUAAUUUUACUUUGACUAAUAAUGCAGAAGUUAAAAGUUUUAUGUUCUGCUGGAUGUUAUUUCAGUAAUGCAUUUUAUGGUUUAUACCAGUAGCUUAUAUAGUAGAUUUUUAUAUAUGAAAUAUAGAAAAGUACUAAUAUAGAAUAGUUUUGUGUGACCCAGGAGAGGGCAUAUGAGGUUACUAGAAGCCUGGGCUUUGUGUGACCCAGGAGAGGGUAUAUGAGGUUACUAGAAAUGCUUAUGUUUUAAGAAACACUCAGCUGUAGCAGAAAUGUUGCAAGAAAUACUCUUGUGUCCUCAGCUGUAAGCAAAGAAAAAUGGUACUGAGUCAUGAGAAAGCUCUGGGAAAGUACAGCAGAGUUAAAAGACUGACACAACCAAUAAUCAAAGUAACUAGAUAUGCUCAGAUUGUGAUGUAUUAUUCAUUAAGAAUGUAUACUUUUAUGAUAAAUGAAUUUAAAAUGUUAUUUUGUUUUGGACUAAAAGCCAGGUUUCCACCAUUAAAAAGAGGUCAGAGGCUCUGUGAAAUAAUGGUGGGAAACAGAAUCCAUUGGAUACUAAAAAUAUUAAGAGAGUGAAGACAUGAGGUAAUACUAGAUAAAAUACUGUAUAAAGACUAAGGGUUUUGACCAAG